Molecule: messenger RNA, 2170 nt
Organism: Carassius carassius (crucian carp)
Lineage: Eukaryota; Metazoa; Chordata; Actinopteri; Cypriniformes; Cyprinidae
Gene: rhot2
Product: ras homolog family member T2
Exons: 19
Coding region: 124-1977 (617 amino acids)
Biological process (GO): small GTPase-mediated signal transduction; mitochondrion organization
Cellular component (GO): mitochondrial outer membrane
Molecular function (GO): GTP binding; GTPase activity; calcium ion binding
Source: RefSeq, a predicted model, not a curated record
CCAACCGGAAGUCUGUAGCGGUGACAGUUUCUUUGGAUGUAAUGGGGCUAGCCAGAAACUAGUAGCACCGAGCUUUGAAUUGAAUUUGAAGUUUACCGAGAGUUCAAUAGAGAGCGGGUUGAAAUGAAACGCGAUGUCCGGAUUCUGAUGUUGGGGGAACCCAAAGUGGGAAAGACCUCUCUCAUCAUGUCUCUGGUUGGAGAGGAGUUUCCUGAGAAGGUUCCUCUCCGAGCAGAAGAGAUCACCAUACCAGCCGACGUCACGCCUGAGAAAGUGCCCACACAUAUAGUCGACUAUUCAGAAAGUGAACAGUCUGAUGAAGUUUUGCGGGAGGAAAUCGUGAAGGCCAAUGUUGUGUGUGUGGUUUAUGAUGUCACACAAGAGGAAACCAUUGACAAGAUCAGGACUAAGUGGAUUCCGCUGGUGAACGGUGGUGCUGAGAAAGGAAACAAGAUUCCCAUCAUCCUCGUGGGCAACAAGUCCGACCUGCGCUCCGGCAGCUCCAUGGAAACCAUCCUGCCAAUCAUGAACCAGUUUUCAGAGAUUGAGACCUGUGUAGAGUGCUCAGCUAAGAAUCUGAAGAAUAUUUCUGAGCUCUUUUAUUACGCCCAGAAGGCCGUUCUGCACCCGACUGCUCCGCUCUACGACCCUGAAGACAAACAGCUGAAGCCGCAGUGCGUUCGAGCUCUGAGUCGGAUCUUCAGUAUCUCUGAUCAGGAUAAUGAUCACAUCCUCAGUGACGCUGAACUCAACUGCUUUCAGAAAUUAUGUUUCGGGAACCCACUGGCUCCUCAGGCUCUAGAGGACGUGAAGACAGUCGUGUGGAAGAACACCAGUGAUGGAGUCCAGGACAACGGACUCACUCUCAACGGUUUCUUGUUCUUGAACACUCUCUUUAUCCAGAGGGGACGUCAUGAAACCACCUGGACCAUCCUGCGUAAAUUUGGCUACGAUGACACGCUCGAGUUGACUGAUGACUACCUCUAUCCACCGUUACGAGUAUCGGUGGGUUGCACAACGGAGCUGAAUCAUCUGGGUCAUCAGUUCCUCCAGAAGCUGUUUGAUAAGUAUGACGAGGAUAAGGAUUCAGCGCUCUCUCCCGCUGAGCUGAAGAAUCUGUUUAGUGUUUUACCCUACAUGCCCUGGGGCCCGGAAGUGUACAGUAACGUCUCCUUAUCAGACGAAAACUACAUCUCACAGCACGGGUACUUCUGCCAGUGGAUGUUAUCCGCUUAUUUGGAUGUCCACCGGUGUUUGGAGCAUCUCGGUCACCUUGGGUAUCCCAUUCUAAUGGAGCGAGAGUCCCAGACCUCGGCCAUCACAGUAACACGAGAAAAGGCAUUAGACCUGGAGAAGAAACAAACCCAGCGCACCGUGUUCCUCUGCAAAGUGAUCGGUCCACGCGGAACAGGAAAGACCGACUUCCUCCAAGCUUUUCUGCAGCGAAGCACUGAGAGAAGCGAGCGUGACCCCGGUCCCCCCACCAUAUACGCCAUCAACACAGUCUCAAUAGCCAAUCAGGACAAGUACCUCAUCCUGGAGGAGGUGGACGUGGAAACAGAGUUUCUAAAAGCAGCCGAUGCAGCGUGUGAUGUGGCGUGUCUCAUGUAUGAUGUCAGCGUCCCGGACUCCUUCAACUACUGCGCUAGUAUUUAUAAGCAGCACUACAUGGACAGUGGGAUCCCAUGUGUGGUUGUGGGCUCCAAAGCUGAUCUGAUAGAAGUCAAACAGCAUCAUGGGAUGAGCCCGUCUGAGUUUUGUUACAAACAUCGGCUGCCUUCACCUCUCCGAUUCUCCACGCUGCUCACACACACUCACACACACAUUUACAGCAAGCUCACCUGGGCUGCCAUGUACCCGCACCUGAACGGAUCAGACAUGAGCAGCAUGUCUUUCUGGCUGCGUGUGACUCUGGGAACCACAAUAGCUGCCAUGCUGGGCUUCGCUCUGUACAGAGCCUUUAGCCGACACAAAUGAUGCAGAAACUCGCGUUCUCUCACAAUACAUGCAGAUAAACACACACUCACUCGUUUCCUGCGCUCUGUCUUGGCCUUACUGAGUCACUGUGGCUUAACAAGGGCAUGAAGCUCUACUAGUUACAGUGACAACAACACAAUUAAGCAGAUGUUUGUUUGUUUCUUCUCAGCUGGACUAAAAUAUUGCACAUGCU